This is a messenger RNA of Lathyrus oleraceus (garden pea), 621 nucleotides long. Its product is annotated as 60S ribosomal protein L27a-3. The record is from RefSeq and is a predicted model, not a curated record. Gene Ontology annotation, molecular function: structural constituent of ribosome. Gene Ontology annotation, biological process: translation. NCBI's taxonomy places the organism in Eukaryota, Viridiplantae, Streptophyta, Magnoliopsida, Fabales, Fabaceae. The coding region runs from base 61 to 504 and encodes 147 amino acids. The transcript has a single exon. Gene Ontology annotation, cellular component: ribosome; cytosolic large ribosomal subunit.
UGGUGAGCCAUAAAAAAUCCUGAACCCUAAUUUUGAACCCUAAUUUUCACACAGGGGAAGAUGACAACCAGAUUGAAGAAGAACAGGAAGAAGAGAGGUCAUGUCAGUGCCGGUCACGGUCGUAUCGGAAAGCACCGAAAGCAUCCCGGAGGUCGCGGUAACGCUGGAGGCAUGCACCACCACCGGAUCCUCUUCGACAAGUACCAUCCAGGUUAUUUUGGUAAGGUUGGUAUGCGAUACUUUCACAAGCUUCGCAACAAAUUCUAUUCUCCUAUUGUGAACAUAGACAGGCUCGCUUCUCUGAUUCCUCAAGAGGUUAAGGACAAAGCUCUUAAGGAAAAGAAAGCUCCUGUUAUUGAUGUUACUCAGCAUGGUUACUUUAAGCUUUUGGGGAAAGGAGUUUUGCCUCAGAAUCAGCCUUUUGUGGUGAAGACGAAGCUUAUUUCUAAGAUUGCUGAGAAGAAGAUUAAGGAGGCUGGUGGAGCUGUUAUUCUUACUGCCUAGUUUUUUUAGUUGUUAUUGCUUAUUGCUAUUGCCGUUUGAUUUCUGGACCGAUCAAUUUCAUUAUGGGAAUUGUUAUGUCAUUAAUUGGAGGAGUACUAAUCUGAAUUUUUCUCCCAA